Drosophila persimilis is the source of this 3501-nucleotide messenger RNA. RefSeq names its product excitatory amino acid transporter (gene Eaat2). Gene Ontology annotation, biological process: L-glutamate transmembrane transport. Bases 953 to 2668 code for a protein of 571 amino acids. The record is from RefSeq and is a predicted model, not a curated record. Gene Ontology annotation, molecular function: L-glutamate transmembrane transporter activity; glutamate:sodium symporter activity; neutral L-amino acid transmembrane transporter activity. Lineage: Eukaryota; Metazoa; Arthropoda; Insecta; Diptera; Drosophilidae. The transcript is spliced from 6 exons. Gene Ontology annotation, cellular component: plasma membrane.
GUCCAUAAAAGCGGACCGCAGACGCGAGAGCCGCACAUUCGCAGGAGGACGCUUCGAGUGAACGGACUUUCAGUGGAGCACAGACACGGGAGCAGAGACAGAGACAGCGACAGAGAAAUAGCAUAAAAAGGGCAGUGUGAAUAGUGAAAACGAAAGCGGAAAGAAAGAAAAGUCUGGCAAACACUGGAAUCACAGAGGCAAUCCCUUUGACCUGCUCCAAGCGCGAGGCCCGGCUGACACAGAUUCCACAGGAGACUCCACGGCCCCUGCAGCGACUGACCUGACCCCAGGCCCCCCCCGCCCCCACUCGAGUGGCACGAAAAAAUCGAUUAUCCAUCGCCGAAAACUGCAGCAGAGAGUGCAGCGAACCGCGACUGACAGCAGCAGCAGCUCCUGGCCGAAGGUCAGACACAAGUUCCAGAGGAGGCAGCGUACCGGGAAAGCCACAAAAACGGAGCCAUUAACCCACCAACGAGACUCGACAGCGGUACGGCACUCUGGCACCGGCCACACGCAGACGCUGAGGGACAAGAAGACAACCCCCCACCGGUAGGAGCCCCCCUGAGGAGCCCCAGCAGCCACCAAAUGGCUUACCUAAUCAACAUUCUCAAGUUCAAUGUUAAGUAUCUCAAAAAUCAAUAAUUUGGAGGCACACUCGCAAAGGGAGAACCGCACAGAGAGCCCCCUCUCCCUCCCACAGGACCGCAGGACCACAGGACAUCCCCCCGCACAUCGUUUGGCCAUAAAUAUUAACGUGAUUCUGAUUCUGAUUCAACAAUAGCCAAGGAAAGGCUCCCGUCUCGUCUCGUGUCGUGUCGUGUCUCUCUCUCUCGCUCUCUUGCCCCCCACCCCCCGUCGCAUCUGUGGUGGCGUCUCGCUCUCUGGCUGCCUCUUCUACUGAUAUUCUGCUGUGCUUUUCGCUGCGCUGCAUUCGAUUGCGCGUCCGCGGACAAUGGAAAGGUCUGAGAAAUUUUCAGAUUACCUCUUUGCCAAAAUGGGUCCUCCGAAUGUGACGGCCUCCGUGCACGGCAGCGAGCUGCCGCCGAAGACCACGGAACGAAGCGACGCCCCCCUCGAGCUGACGGGCUACCGGAAGUGGCUGAGCGACAAUCUGAUGCUGCUGGUGACGCUCUCGGGUGUCCUCCUGGGAGUCACACUGGGCCUCUCGCUGCGUCCGUUGCAUCUCCAUGGGGACUGCAUCAUGCUGAUCUCGUAUCCGGGAGAGCUGUUCAUGCGGGUGCUCAAGCUGAUGAUCCUGCCGCUGGUCAUCUCCAGCCUCAUUGCCGGCUCCGCGAGCCUCAAUGCCAAGAUGAACGGCAAGAUCGCCCUGCGGACGCUCGUCUACUUCGCCAGCACCUCGUUCUUCAAUGCCGCCCUGGGCAUUGCCCUCGUGCUGCUCAUUCAUCCCGGAAAUCCGGAUAUGCACAAUAACGACGACCGUUCGACGGACAAGCGGACCGUCAAUCUUCUGGACAGCCUCCUGGAUUUGGGCAGAAACGUAUUCCCGGACAACCUGUUCCAGGCGUCGAUCCAACAGGCCCACACCGUCUACCUGCCCAAGCCGAGCAUCCUGCACGCCUUCAACGAGACGAUGAACGAGACGGCUGUGCUGCUGUCCGGCGGACUGGAGGCGCAGCGCCAGGCCGACGAGCUGGACGAGGUUGUGCUCGUCCGGGAUGUGCAGUACCGGAGCGGCACGAAUACGCUGGGCAUCGUGUUCUUCUGCUUGGUGUUUGGAACCUUCCUGGGGACGAUCGGCCAGAAGGGGCAGGUCGUUGUGGACUUUUUCGCGGCCAUCUUCGAGGUGAUCAUGAAGAUGGUGACGUGCGUGAUGUGGCUGACGCCGGUGGGGAUCAGCUCGGUGAUCGCUGGGAAGAUCCUGAGCGUGGACGACCUGGGCCUGGUGAUGGCGCAGCUCAUCUGGUUCAUCUUCACGGUGGCCGUCGGCGUGUUCCUCUACCAGUUCGUGGUGAUGCAGGCCAUCUACUUCGUGUUCGUGCGCCGCAAUCCCUUCAAGUUCUACGCGGGCCUCAUCCAGGCCAUGCUCACCGCCUUUGCCACCGCCUCAACCGCUGCUGCCCUGCCCAUCACAUUCCGCUGCAUGAACGAGAAGCUGCGCGUGGACCCGCGGAUCACCCGCUUCGUCCUGCCCAUCGGAUGCAACAUCAACAUGGACGGAACCGCUCUCUACAUCGCGGUGGCCUCGAUUUUCAUCGCCCAGAUGAGCGGCAUGGUGCUGGGCUUCGGAGAGCUCCUCACAGUGCUGCUGACCUCCACGGCCGCGUCCAUGAGCUCCGCGAGUGUGCCGAGCGCUGCUCUGGUGCUCCUCCUGGUGGUGCUCACCGCCAUCGAUGCUCCUGUCCAGGAUGUGACCCUCCUCUUCGCCGUCGACUGGUUUGUCGACCGCAUCCGGACCACCAACAACAUGCUGGGGGACUGCUACACCGCCGCCAUCGUUGAGGAGCUGUCGCGCAAGGAGCUGAUGGCCCUGGAUGCCGCCGCCGUCAAUUAUCAGGACAUGCCCGCCGGCACUCCCAAUGGACACAGCGAGGUCAUGCUGGAGGGCCAGACCGAGCUGAUAACCGACUCCGUGGUGGUGGACAUGAGUGCCGUGAUGAACAACGUGAGCCUGCAGCAGGAGCAGCAGCACAGCAACCGCAGGGUCUAAGGAUACCCCAGAUGAUCGCCCCCGUUCGUCAGUCCCGUAGCAGCCACCAGCAACAGCACCACCAAUAGACCAAAUAGUGUUCCCCCGCAAAGCAAAAGCUGUUUUGAUAUCGAUCUGAACAACUAUCGACCGUGAGACUGUCGCAUGAGUGACGAACCCGGAACCCACCCGAUACCAGAAUUUAUUCCCCAUUUUUCCUUCUUUGGACUCGAAGAGAACUCUCGGCCGUCGAGGCGCUGCUCCUCCGAACACACGUAUAUAUCGAAUAUUCUCUCACCUAGUAGUCGUACCCGUAACCGUGCCCGUAAUCGGAUACGGGUGAUGCAGUAGCACAUACAUUCGGACUGGCAAAAGCGAAGGCUUCUCUAUGGGUGCUCUAAGUAUUCGUGAACUGAUUUCUGUGUUACGUUGUUUUGUUGCUUAUUUCUACGAUUAUAUAUUGUGUCGUGUGUGUCGUGUGUGUGUGUCUGGUGCAUGCACCACCGAAUGCGAAGGUUGUACUACAAGAAGCUGGAUCCUAGGUUUACUUCUAGUUUUAGUUUGCGGAUCUGCUGGUCCCUCACUUUUCACGUUUUUGGUUAUACCCGGAUUACCGAUCACCGAUCACCAACUAGCGAUUACCGUUUACCGAUUAUCACACAUGCAUUCGUAGACUGAUAGCAGACUUAGUUCACUAGCGAUAGCGAUAACAAUUAAACAAUUAAAAUAUAUACACCCACACAUAUAUCCGCAUACGUAUACGCGUAGGCGACAAUUACUAACCAAUAUCCAACAUUCGAUUUGUACGCAAACGCCGAAUACAACAACAAUAAAUGUUAUUAUACCAUUAGUUA